Octodon degus (degu) is the source of this 649-nucleotide messenger RNA. RefSeq names its product cytochrome P450 3A5-like. Gene Ontology annotation, biological process: oxidative demethylation; steroid metabolic process. Gene Ontology annotation, molecular function: testosterone 6-beta-hydroxylase activity; heme binding; oxidoreductase activity, acting on paired donors, with incorporation or reduction of molecular oxygen, reduced flavin or flavoprotein as one donor, and incorporation of one atom of oxygen. The record is from RefSeq and is a predicted model, not a curated record. The annotation marks the transcript as partial. NCBI's taxonomy places the organism in Eukaryota, Metazoa, Chordata, Mammalia, Rodentia, Octodontidae. The transcript is spliced from 6 exons.
AUGUAUAUAAAGUUUCUAACUCAAGAUGUGGGUUUCUGUUUCAUUUUCAGAUAUGGGACACACACACAUGGACGUUUUAAGAAUUUGGGAAUUCCUGGUCCAAAACCUCUGCCUUUUUUGGGGAAUCUUCUGUCCUAUUCCAAGGGUCCAUGGCUGUUUGAUACAGAGUGUCAUAGAAAGUAUGGAAAAAUUUGGGGGUCAUAUGAAGGUAGACAACCAAUUUUAUCAGUCACAGAUCCAGAUGUCAUCAAAACAGUGCUUGUCAAAGAAUUUUACUCUGUCUUCACCAACCAUCGGCCAAUUCGUCCAUCAGUCUUGAUGAAAAACUCCAUGAAUGCACUUGAAGAUGAACAAUGGAAGAGAGUACGGACAUUGCUAUCACCCACUUUCAGCAGUGGAAAACUGAAGGAAAUGUUCCCCAUUAUUGAACAGUAUACAGAUGUGUUGUUGAAAAACCUGAAGCGAGAAGCAGAGAAAAGUGCUCCCGUAUCCAUGAAAGAGAUCAUGGGGGCCUAUAGCAUGGAUGUGAUCGCUGGCACAUCGUUUGGAGUAAAUAUUGACUCCCUCAACAACCCACAAGAUCCCUUUGUGGAGAAAGUGAACAAGCUCUUAAGUUUUCAUUUUUUCAAUCCAUUGAUUUUCUUAGGGC